AUGAAGGCACAGCGUGUGCCCCUCUGGCUCCUGGGUGCCAUGCUCCUGCAGUGCUCCGUGCACACCCGAGGCCUCAGAAAGUGUCUGAUUUCCACGGACGUGCACCGUGCUGGAGAGAGCUUCUGAGCAAUCAGAAGAGCCAUCCAAGCUAAGGACGCCUUCCAAAAUGUCACCAUCCUGUCCGCAGUGGAGACCCUGCACCGCAUUAAGCCCCUAGACGUGUGCUGCGUGACCAAGAACCUCCUGGCGUUUUACAUGGACAGGGUGUUCAAGGACCAUCAGGGGCUGAACCCCCAAAUCUUGAGAAAAAUCAGCAGCAUUGCCAACUCUUUUCUCUCCAUGUGGAAGACUCUGCAGCAAUGUGAGCAGAGGCCGUGUCACUGCAGGCAGGAAGCCACCAACGCAACCAGAACCAUCCACGACAACUACAGUCAGCUGGAGGCCUGAUCUGCCGCCGUUAAGUCUCUGGGAGAGCUUGACGUCUUUCUAGCCUGGCUUGGCAAGAACCGUCAAGGAAGUUCCUCCAUCUGA
Messenger RNA from Equus quagga, 531 nucleotides. RefSeq names its product interleukin 19 (gene IL19). The record is from RefSeq and is a predicted model, not a curated record. Lineage: Eukaryota; Metazoa; Chordata; Mammalia; Perissodactyla; Equidae. The transcript has 5 exons.